Molecule: messenger RNA, 2353 nt
Organism: Fimicolochytrium jonesii
Lineage: Eukaryota; Fungi; Chytridiomycota; Chytridiomycetes; Spizellomycetales; Powellomycetaceae
Exons: 5
Coding region: 328-2001 (557 amino acids)
Cellular component (GO): trans-Golgi network membrane
Molecular function (GO): phospholipid binding; protein domain specific binding
Source: RefSeq, a predicted model, not a curated record
GUCUUUCUUGCGCAAGGGGACGGAGAGAAAGCGAAAGGAAAGAGCACGGACGUCACUAAACACUGUCCUGUCACAGACCAAACGCAAGCAAGACAAAGGGAAAGGGGAAAAAGGGAAGAGACACAUAGCACACCACCCGCCGUCGCAAGAGCAGCAACCAAGGGUCAUCAAUACCGGCCAACUUCCUGCCUUCGUCGUCUGUCCCGAAACGUUAUUCGACGCCAGCAAGUAUCACGAAGAUUCGAGUAAACGUCAAGGGGACCAAUUUCGCCCUCGAAUUGAAGAACGACAAACACGAAUCCCCUUCAGAAGCUCAGCCAGCACACAAUGACCGGUGACGUCGAAGUAGCAUUGCAACACGAGGGCAGCGGUGAAGGCUUCGCUGCGGAACACAAUGGGCAAGAGGAGCCCCAGGCACGCACUUCCGGCUCCAGUGAGGUCGAAUCCGGCCAGGUCUACACUGACGAUAACGGCAGCUUGAGGACGUCUCUCGAAGGUGCAACGGCGGCGAGCACCGACGCUAUCCACGGAGAAAGCGACUCCGAAGACAAACCUCUGGGUUUGAUUCGCAGGGACUCGGGGGUACUUCCCGAGCCGGCUAUGCACGCAUUCGCCGCUGCCAACGCUGGUGAAGUGGAGGAGGACGAAGAAUCGACGCUGGGUUCCACCUAUGUCAAGCCUUUAGAAACUGUGUACGAAGAACCGGAGGCAUACACAGCAACCUCCGAGCGGAGUGCGUCCCCAGAGUCUGAGCCGGAAGUACUUCCAGUCCUAUCCACUGGACUGCAACCUCGCGUGUCAUCCGCCCAGCGAGGCACCCACCUCAAGCGGUCGAUGAGCACCCCAGCUAUGGUCGUUAACCGUCCCGCAACCCUCACCCGCACCGAUACUUCCGCCCCGGAACUCCAAACAACCGAGUUGCCGACGUUUGCCACCCCAACUCCAAUUGUGAGCGUCCGACCUCUUUCCCUUGGCGAGAUAGGAACCAAUAUGCAUGCGCCACCACAAUUCGCUGCAUCCUCAAUGUCGUCCCGCCAUGAUGGCAUGCCUCUUAGCGAUAACUCGAGAUCCAAGCAGUUCAACCAGCGGUUAGAUUAUAUGGUUGGCGAAUUCUUCACUCGCCAAGUCACAAAGCUCGCCACUAGCACUCCCUCCGGUAUGGACAGAGUGCAGAAAAUUCUGUCGCAGCGUGUGAAGGAAAAAUUGGGUCAACAAAUGGGCAAGCAGUGGGCGCAUGUCACUGCUCAACCCGAAGUCGACGAGGCAGCAAAGGAGAUCGAGUCGAUGUACAGCUACUUCUCUCAAUUGGAGAAGAUGGUCGAGAAGCAGCGGGCCUGUUUACAACAAUUGAACGAGGUAGAGGCGGAGCUGUCGCUCUUCUACCAACAGAAAGGGUACCAGGAGUCGGAUGAGGAAAUUGGCAAGAACCUUGUUCACCUCGGUGAGGCAUAUCACUCUGAAUGCAAGGAACGAGUGCCUGUGAUCAGCUCCCUGGACUCCUACCUUGGCUUCUUGAAGACGUUCAAGAGCAAAGCCAUCAAUGACUCGCGAGACACCAUCAAAACGCAAAAGACUGCCCGUCAAGAAUUCGAUUCUUACGCAUCGCGCUUAGGCUAUCUCGAGGAGAAGAACGUCCAACGCGCUGCGACACUAAGCCCCGGAUCCAUGUCGUCGAGCUCCUCCCGUCCAUUCGGGUUCAGAUCCAAAUCAUCCGAAGAUACACAGAAGUACCAAGAAAAGGAGCUGGACCAGACUCGCCGGCGGUUCCAGGCGGCAAAGACGAGAUAUCAAGUCCUCAGCACGCAGAUAAUCGACAAGGCUGGAUUAUUGGAGAUGAAGCGGGCUGUGGACUUUGGCGCUUAUCUCGCAAAAGUUGUGGAAGCGCACGACGCCCACAACGGAUUCCGACCGCCAAUUCGCAAAGCAAGUUCAGAGCCACUGCCCCUACCCGACGCUGUGGAAGCCACCGAGGAUGCCACAACCGAAGGCGUAACGCGAUGAGCCCAUGCUCCACACGAACAUUUUGAAACACCUUGAUAUCCCUGCACGAACCGUCACCCGAUGUAGACAAUCCCCCCGACUGCGACUACAUAUUGGCCCCUUUCCUGUGUCCUUCUCCCCUCCCUCUUCCGCCACUUUUUUCUUGUAGGGUCCCCAUGUAAAGUUUCAGACCCCCUUUUGUUUAUUUCUCCUUUUGCUUCUUCGGAAACAAUCGCCGCCCCGUUACCGGCGUAUUUGCACAAACUAGGUUCCUAGAUUUCUAUAGCCAUCGCAAAUCUGCCUUCCCUCGUUUUUAUGAGCGCUUCUAUGUAGCCGUUGUCGGCGUACCUAUAAUGAUACACUUUCGAUAUGA